ACUCAGACAUAAGCAACAGAAACCUGAGGGAACCCAGCUGGGGAGGGGCCUUUUGUCUGGAAGAAACCUAUCAGUAUCUCACCUCCGGCCCUGGGAUUAACAGCAUUUUUCUUCUUCUUCUUCUAAAAAGCCCGGAUCGCAGAGAGACAGAACACUAUUUUUACUGUCGUGAAACAAAGGAGUACAUGUUUGGGGGCUACUGUAGCCUACGCUACUGUCUUCUUCUUCUCUUCUCAGCCGCACUGGUUUAUUUCCACUGACCAGCUGUUGUUGAAAACCAGUUCUUCUCUCUCCCUUCCCUUCAUCCGAUCACCCAUUUCCACCGUCCUCCCUUUAAAGCGGAUAUCCGAUACCUCAACACUGCAAAGAUGCCCAGCUCUCUUUUUAUGGAAGACAGCGUCCAGGGAGAUGCUCUGAACGACCAAAGAGCCCUGCAGAUCGCUCUAGAUCAGCUCUCCUUGCUCGGUUUGGACAACGAGGAGAACUCCGUUUGUUUCGACAUCCAGGAAACCCGGAAAAAGAGCGUCAACAUGACCGAAUGCAUCCCGGUGCCCAGCUCCGAGCAUGUAGCAGAGAUUGUGGGCAGACAGGGUUGCAAAAUCAAAGCACUGCGAGCAAAGACUAACACCUACAUCAAGACCCCAGUUCGAGGUGAGGAGCCUGUGUUUGUGGUGACAGGCAGGAAAGAGGAUGUGGCUAUGGCCAGGAGGGAAAUCAUCUCUGCUGCCGAGCACUUCUCCAUGAUCAGAGCCUCAAGGAACAAAAACAACAGCUUUAGUCGGAGUAGCACCCCAGUCCCUGGACCACCUAACCUGCCUGGACAGACUACCAUCCAGGUUCGGGUGCCCUACCGUGUAGUUGGACUUGUAGUAGGCCCAAAGGGUGCCACCAUAAAGCGCAUUCAGCAGCAGACCCACACUUACAUAGUCACACCCAGUCGAGACAAAGAGCCGGUGUUUGAGGUGAUAGGGAUGCCGGAGAAUGUUGACAGAGCACGUGAAGAGAUUGAGGCCCAUAUUGCAUUGAGGACAGGAGGCCUUAUUGAAUUUCAAGAUGACAAUGAUUUCCAUGAAAAUGGGAAAGAUGUUGGCUUUAAUCUGCAUGGGCAGUGGUCUAAGCCCAGCGCUGAAAGGAACCCCACUUCUAUACAUAAAACCUUGUCCAACUACCGCAAUGACUCAUCCUCCUCCCUAGGCAGUGCCUCCACUGACUCUUACUUCGGUUACAACAGCUCUCACACAGCAGACUAUAGCCCUCCUAGUCCUGCACUAAGCUUCACCUCCUCAAACAACAACAACAACAACAAUAACAUCAGUGUCAACACAAACAUGUUUGUUUAUGUAAGUGAAGUUAUUUCACCUGACUGCACUGAUCAGACUUUUGACUCUUCAGCAGGGUUUGAGUCAACACAAAUUUCUAUAGACAUGCUGUGGUCCCAGUAUGAUAGUCAUAUGACCCCUUCUUCCUCUGAAGGCAGCCCCCCUUCCUCCACCUCAGCUAUGUUCCCCAGCAACACCACCACAAAUGCCAAUAGUGUGCUGGUCAAUCAGAAUAAGGUUAAUGAAUGUACUACUCAGCUUAGUCCACCAUCUCCCAUUCAAUGCCACACUAGAGGCCCCACUGAGCACCCGCUAGCACGAAGGGUGCGCAGUGAUUCAGGAGGCGGUCCACUCAGUUUCCUUGCUUACUCUACCGAUGUUGCCUCCCUGCAGGGCUCUCAACUCCAUAGGGUUGCAUGGGACUCCCCUGCCUCAUCCUCCUCUUCCUCUUCCUCCUCUUGCACAUCAUCUAGCACCAGCCGAAAAGGCAGUCGUGAUUGUUCUGUGUGCUUUGAGAGUGAGGUCAUUGCAGCCCUGGUCCCUUGUGGACACAAUCUUUUCUGUUUGGAAUGUGCCAAUCAGAUUUGUAAGAGGAAUGAGCCCAUAUGCCCUGUCUGCCACACUGGUGUCACUCAGGCAAUACGUAUAUUUUCAUAAGAAGUUCAACUCUUGACUUUUUCAUUGGCUGCAAUAGUAUCACCAGACUCUUCAUACUGCUUUAACAGCAAAACUUAUCAUCAGUUUGACAUGUACAUAGGUAUACAUGUGUGAGAAAGACGAUCACAGUGGCCAGUCGAAGUGACAGGCAUAAAUCUUGGAUCUGUGGUAGUUAAUGCUGUAGGAUGGGGGAAUAUUAUACACAUCUAAGUGCAUGUUUAAUAUAUAUGAGCAUAGAAACCAAUAGUUCUAGUAAUGUGUACUCUUUACCCCACUGUAGGGUCAAGGUGGAAAUAUUUGGGAUAAACCAGGAUGGUCCUUCCUGUUUUAUUCACACAAAUAGAGUGACAACAAUUGCUGGGAAACAUAGAGUUCCACCCAACAGGACAACAGAGUUGUAAAUAUAUUGCAGCUUAAUUGAGAGAAACCAAAAGGAAAAAUUAACACAUCCUAUAGAAUCAGUCUCUGCAAGUGGAAUGUUUAAAAUAGCAUUGAUACAGAUUUAAUUCUUCUUUUUUAUUGAAAGAUUAUAUUUCCUAUCACACAAUUGUUUUUAUAUUAUAAUUUAAGAUCAGUGAACUUUUUGUACCUUAAAUGAAAUAUUUGUGAUUUUUAGUACUGCACUUUGGCAGUGAUUUACUUUAAUAACGUGAUUUUGGGGAGGAAAUCUAAUCCAUAAAAUGUGAUCAAAUGUUCUGUUGAGAUGUUUUUAGGUAAUGAGAAAAAAGUCUUUUUUUAUUUUGUAUCAUUGAACACACACUAUGUGAGUUGAACACUAAGUGAAAAUUUCUGUCUGUCUCAAAUUUGUGUCAGUUAGAUUCUGUUGUACCAUUAGUUUAGGUUUCUCUAUCCUUCCUUUACUAUUGAAUUAACUUGUGUUUAAAUGUAUUUUAUAAGGCAAAGUACCCGAACAAAGUGUAUUUUAUUUCAUAAUAAAGGGCCUGUUACUUCAUGGUCUAAUUUUAAUAUAUUUGCUAAAAGAAUAUUUAGAGAGUUUUAUUUUUCUGGCAUUUAAAAUGGAUGGAAAUGCAAACUUAAGUAAUGGUGCUCAAUCAUAUUUUUUAAGUAUUUCUUUACACGUCCAAUAAAAAGCUAUGUUCAUGAUGG
Messenger RNA from Cheilinus undulatus (humphead wrasse), 3083 nucleotides. It is a transcript of the gene mex3b, whose product is annotated as mex-3 RNA binding family member B. Bases 369 to 1976 code for a protein of 535 amino acids. Gene Ontology annotation, molecular function: RNA binding. The record is from RefSeq and is a predicted model, not a curated record. The transcript is spliced from 2 exons. NCBI's taxonomy places the organism in Eukaryota, Metazoa, Chordata, Actinopteri, Labriformes, Labridae.